CGUCCACCAUUCGCGAAAGACAGAAAGAGUCCUUUCAUUCUACCCCCACACCACAAUAUCAUCUCCGUCUCUCUCCCGUGGCUGCUGUAACCACAACGGUGCGACUCUUCUAACCUCUACGGUACGACUGCUUUGCUCCUGAUCUCCCUCUCCUCUUGUGUUCGUUGCCAUCAGUCGCAUAAGGAAGCUAUCACUGAGCUUUGAGUAAUUGAAAAACCCCAAAUAAGAUUAGGAUGUCGGGCAGGAAAGAAACAGUAUUGGAUCUCGCCAAGUUCGUGGACAAAGGUGUACAAGUAAAGCUCACUGGUGGUAGACAGGUAACAGGGACUUUAAAAGGAUAUGAUCAGCUGUUGAACCUUGUUCUGGAUGAAGCAAUAGAAUUUCUUAGAGAUGCUGAUGAUCCCUUAAAGACAACUGAUCAGACCAGAAGCCUUGGUUUAAUAGUUUGUAGAGGGACUGCUGUGAUGCUUGUGUCUCCAACUGAUGGUACAGAUGAGAUUGCCAACCCUUUUAUCCAGCCAGAUGGAGCUUAGAUAGGUCUCUACUCAUAUUAGCUGACCUUAAUUUCCUAUUCAAUUUUAACUCUCAGACUAUUGAUUGGGAUGUUUUUGUGACAUCAUUUGUCAAAUUUUAACUCUUAGAUCGUGUCAUAUUGGGUCUCUACUGAGUAGUAGAGACCCGGAAAUGUUACACAUGGUAUCUCAGCUAGAUGAAUGAGAUUCGGAUAGACGAGUGGUCACUUUUAUUGUAAGCUUGUUGUAUCAGAUGGCUUCCUGCAAAUUUCAAAACUCAACAGAAGUUAUCACAUACAAAUAAUUUGUCAAUUUAAACUGCCACAAUCGAAAGCAGUAUAAUUUUCCUGGAA
Molecule: messenger RNA, 865 nt
Organism: Humulus lupulus (European hop)
Lineage: Eukaryota; Viridiplantae; Streptophyta; Magnoliopsida; Rosales; Cannabaceae
Product: sm-like protein LSM7
Exons: 5
Coding region: 234-533 (99 amino acids)
Biological process (GO): nuclear-transcribed mRNA catabolic process; mRNA splicing, via spliceosome
Cellular component (GO): catalytic step 2 spliceosome; U6 snRNP; Lsm1-7-Pat1 complex
Molecular function (GO): RNA binding
Source: RefSeq, a predicted model, not a curated record